Molecule: messenger RNA, 636 nt
Organism: Oikopleura dioica
Lineage: Eukaryota; Metazoa; Chordata; Appendicularia; Copelata; Oikopleuridae
Source: the annotation of a GenBank genome assembly
AUGAAGAAACUUCUCAGUCGUCGAAACUUGUACCUUGCGAUUGUACUGUGUUCCUUUCUUCUCGUUCUUUUGCAAAAGAGAAGCGCAACUAUUAUCGAAUUCAAAACAAAUAUCCAAAUCCGCGAAAGUCGAAAAGCGGCGAAAAAUGAGGAAAGAAAAAGCUGCGAGGAGACGAAGAAAAAUGUUAUUUUCGUGAAAACUCACAAAACAGCGUCUUCCAGUGUUCAAAAUGUUCUUCUUCGCUACACCGUCAACCACGGCUUAAAUCUGGCAAUGCCUCGCCACAACGGCGCCAGAUUCUACAAUCCAGAACCCUUCCGCCCCGACAUGGUCCGCCCAUUCUACGAAGAGGAUGAACGACCCAAUGUCAUUGCUAACCACCUCGUUGCGUCUCCCGAACUCUUUGACUUCAUUCCAAACGCUUUUACUUUCACGAUUCUCCGAUCAGUUCCAAACCUUUACGAGUCUACAUUCGAGUACUUUAAAACGUCUACUAAAGCGUUCAAAAAUGCGGAAAAUAUUGAUUCAUUCUAUUCAAAUCCAGAGCAGUUCUACUCUCCCGGAAGUCAUUAUAAUGAGUAUACAAGAAAUCACAUGGGAAAGGGCUUAUUUAUAUCGAUAAUUGAAUAUUCUUGA